AUGAGCGCCCCCCCGACGCUGCCCCCCGGGGGCGACGAAGGGCUCGAGACGGCCUGGCCCCCCGCGGCCAACGCCAGCAGCGCCCCGGCGGAGAAGGCGGCGGCGGCGGGGACCGAGGGCGCGGGGGCGGCGGGCAUGGUCGCCAUCCAGUGCAUCUACGCGCUGGUGUGCCUGGUGGGCCUGGUGGGCAACGCUCUGGUCAUCUUCGUGAUCCUCCGCUACGCCAAGAUGAAGACCGCUACCAACAUCUACUUGCUCAACCUGGCCAUCGCCGACGAGCUCUUCAUGCUGAGCGUACCCUUCGUGGCCUCGUCGGCCGCUCUGCGCCACUGGCCCUUCGGGUCAGUGCUGUGCCGCGCGGUGCUCAGCGUGGAUGGCCUCAACAUGUUCACCAGCGUCUUCUGUCUGACCGUGCUCAGCGUGGACCGCUACGUCGCCGUGGUGCACCCUCUGCGCGCCGCCACCUACCGGAGGCCCAGCGUGGCCAAGCUUAUUAACUUAGGUGUGUGGCUGGCGUCCUUGCUGGUCACUCUGCCCAUCGCCAUCUUCGCCGACACCAGGCCGGCUCGGGACGGCCAGGCCGUGGCCUGCAACCUGCACUGGCCGCACCCGGCCUGGCCGGCGGUCUUCGUAGUCUAUACGUUCCUGCUGGGCUUCCUGCUGCCUGUUCUGGCCAUUGGCCUCUGCUACUUGUUUAUCGUGGGCAAGAUGCGCGCGGUGGCUCUGCGGGCCGGCUGGCAGCAGCGGAGACGCUCGGAGAAGAAGCUCACGCGGCUGGUGCUGAUGGUGGUGGCCAUCUUUGUGCUCUGCUGGAUGCCUUUCUACGUGGUGCAGCUACUGAACCUGUUUGUGACCCGCCUUGAUGCCACCGUCAACCACGUGUCCCUCAUCCUCAGCUACGCCAACAGCUGCGCCAACCCCAUCCUCUAUGGCUUCCUCUCGGACAACUUCCGCCGUUCUUUCCAGCGGGUUCUCUGCCUGCACUGCUGCCUCCUGGAUGCUGCUGGCGGUGCUGAGGAAGAGCCCCUGGACUACUAUGCCACUGCUCUCAAGAGCAGAGGUAGGGUGGGAUGCACAUGCCCCGCGCUCCCCUGCCAGCAGGAGCCGGUACAACCAGAACCCAGCCGCAAGCAGAUGCCGCUCACCAGGACCACCACCUUCUGA
Molecule: messenger RNA, 1164 nt
Organism: Diceros bicornis minor
Lineage: Eukaryota; Metazoa; Chordata; Mammalia; Perissodactyla; Rhinocerotidae
Gene: SSTR4
Product: somatostatin receptor 4
Exons: 1
Coding region: 1-1164 (387 amino acids)
Biological process (GO): cellular response to glucocorticoid stimulus; neuropeptide signaling pathway
Cellular component (GO): membrane; neuron projection
Molecular function (GO): neuropeptide binding; somatostatin receptor activity
Source: RefSeq, a predicted model, not a curated record